CUCUGCUAUGUCACUGUGGUCUCUACUCAGCACCCCAGUCUGGGGUCCUGGCUCUGUCCUCCUCAUUCUGGUCCUCCUGCUUACACUAAGUGUGCAGGUCUGGCAUAAGCUGUAUCUUUGGGACCUCCAGUGCUGCUCCACGGAUUUGACUGGGAAGAUAGCAGUGGUAACUGGGGCCAACAGUGGCAUCGGGAAGGCUGUGUCCCAGGAGCUGGCCCGCCGCGGGGCACGUGUGAUCCUGGCCUGCCGUAGCCGGGUGCGUGGACAGCGAGCCCUGGCCGAGAUACAAGCAGCGUCAAAGAGCAACAGCCUCCUGCUUGGUGACCUGAGCUGUAUGAACUCCAUCCGAAGCUUUGCUCAGUGUCUUCUGCAGGAGUAUCCUGAGAUACAUCUACUGGUAAACAAUGCUGCAGUCUGUGGAUUCCCCACUACACUUACCCCAGAGGGCCUUGAUCUCACCUUUGCCACCAACUACACUGGGCCCUUUCUGCUCACAAAUCUGCUCCAAGGGGCCCUUCAGCGGGCAGGGUCAGCCCGGGUAGUGAAUGUGUCUUCCUUCCGGCAAGCACAUGGGUACAUUGAUGAAGAACAUCUGAUAGGGGCUGGUAGACCUUUGACCUUCAACCAGAACUAUGACUGCAGCAAACUUCUUUUGGCCUCAUUCACUGGGAAGCUUGCCCAGAGACUGCAAGGGACAGGUGUGACUGUGAACUCUGUGGACCCAGGUGUUGUAUACACGAAGAUCAUGAGGCAUUUCUCUUGGCCAUAUCACUUCCUCUUCUGGCUCCUCAGCUUCUUCUUUAAGGAUAGCAAACAAGGUGCAAUCCCAGUCCUCUACCUGUGCUUGGCAAAGGAGCUGGAUGGCAUUUCUGGAAAACAUUUUAACAGUUCCUGUGUGAUAACUCUUCCCCCUGAAGCUGCUCAGGAUUGUCACGUGGCCCAAAGCCUCUGGAAUACCUCAGUCCGACUAACAAACCUAGACAAGGUGGAUUGAUCUUCUGUGACCCCUGCCCUAACUAGCCACCCUCUCCUUGACUCCCAGCCCUUACUCUGAUUAUGCCUUCUGUUUGCUGGCUCCAAGGAUCAAUCUCUUUGUCCAGUAUAGUGACCACUUCCUCUUCCUGUUGGUUCAGAGGCGUGAGAGCUCGGAUCAGCCAGGGGACAGUUUCAGCUUCUACUUUUCUGCUAGUACUUUGAUAGAAGUAUUCAUGUCUUGGGCCCUAGGAUCUCCAAACCUACCGAGUCCCAUGUUGUGGUGAUGGGGAGUAAGACUCCUUUCGGUGGGUAUUAGAUGUACCAGUAAGAGGAGAAACUUCUACCUGUACCUCUUGGUUCCUGGCCUUGGGGGAGACGGUACCACAUAGUGUCCUCUGGAUUAAGGCAUAUGCCACAUCCUGUAGGACAGCAUCCCAACUUCAUAGGGUGUUGUCUCCCAGCUGGUACUGUAAUUGAGCCUACAGGUAACCAUUCCACCUUUCUAUCGACCAGCUGCUCCUGGGUGCUGAGUCAUGCAAUAAGUCCAGUGAAUUCUGAGAGUGAAUUGCUUCUUUUAAAUCUACAUAAAGUUUGGAAUCAGCUUUUCAAAUUUCACAUACACAAACCUUGUUGGGAUUGCACUACAUCUACUUGGGAGGAUUGAAGUUUUUACGAUAAUGAGUUCUAAACAUGAGCAAAGUGUACUUUUGUCUAUUUAAAUCUUAAUACCUUUAUAAAAUUUUGAAUAAUUUUACCCAUAAAGACCUUGCACAAGUUUUAUUAUAUUUAAUUCCAGAUACCUUACUUUUUAUGUUAUUGCAAAUGGUAUCUUAAGAUUUGUAUAUUAAUCAUACAUCAAGCAACUUUAUUAAGUUAUCUAAUUCUGACAAGUUAUCUGUAGACUUUUGGUUUUUCCACAUAGAAAAUCAAACCAUCUGGGAAUAAUAACAUUUAUUUCUUCUCUUUCAACUAUUAUAAAUUGUAUUUCUUUUCCUAGACCUUAACUAAUUUUCUAGUAUUAAACCAAACUUGCA
Molecule: messenger RNA, 2009 nt
Organism: Kogia breviceps (pygmy sperm whale)
Lineage: Eukaryota; Metazoa; Chordata; Mammalia; Artiodactyla; Physeteridae
Product: retinol dehydrogenase 12-like
Source: RefSeq, a predicted model, not a curated record